Messenger RNA from Synchiropus splendidus (mandarinfish), 2206 nucleotides. It is a transcript of the gene cep55l, whose product is annotated as centrosomal protein 55 like. The transcript has 11 exons. NCBI's taxonomy places the organism in Eukaryota, Metazoa, Chordata, Actinopteri, Syngnathiformes, Callionymidae. The record is from RefSeq and is a predicted model, not a curated record. Gene Ontology annotation, biological process: regulation of phosphatidylinositol 3-kinase/protein kinase B signal transduction; mitotic cytokinesis. Bases 76 to 1491 code for a protein of 471 amino acids.
AAACCUACUAUUCAGCAACCUAUCAUUUCGACCUAUUGUUAACACGCACAUCCUUCUAUGGAACGGAUAUGACGUAUGCUACGAUUCAAAUCUCAGAAGAAGAAGGGCGCGACUGGAGAAGUCGGUAACAACUACAUCACUUUUGUUAUCCACUGUGGGCAGUCAGCAAUGGCAUCCAAAGGUGUGAAAGACUCGCUCGUCAAUAAGUUUGGAAUCAGGUCACAUGGCUCUGUCGCCAAGAGUGAGAUGGAGUUGGAACGGGUCAGGAAAGAAAAUGCCCACCUCAAGAAGAAGCUUGAUGAACUGAAGUGUCAUGUGAAAUCACCAGACUCUGAAAGACCCAAGCUGCUGGAGGUAGUAGCAUCAUUGCAAGCUCAAUUGACACAACAAAAACAGGCAGUAGAGCAGAAGGAUGAAUUGCUUCAGAGCAUGUCAAAGGAGAUGGAAAGCCUGAAAUCCAUGAACCAACAAGCAACUGUUGGAGGUCUGUCCGUGGUGCAGGACCAGCUGAGAGAUGCUCUUGAGAAGAACCGGCAUUGGUUGGUGUACGACCAGCAGCGAGAAGCCUACGUCCAGUCUGUUGUUGCACGUUCUCUGGAGUUGGAGAAGCAGUUGGCAAAUGUGAAACUGCAGCAAGAAAAAAAUGAGACCAGUUUAGAUGCAACAGGUUCCGACAAAGAAGCUCAACUGCAAGUGGACUAUAAACAAUUGAUUUUGGAAGUGCAGAGCCAGAAAGACCAGGUUAGCCGAACACAAGAUGAACUCAUCCAGCAGAAGGCACAGACUAGUCAAACUCAAGCGGAGCUUCAGUCUCAAAGAGAGCAGGUCAUCAGGCUGCAAGGGGAGCUGAUGGUUCAAAAGAAAGUGUAUGAGGACAAGUGUGGCGAGUUGUCCAGUUUCUCUGAUAAAUACAUGGAGAAGUGCAGCGAGCUGGAGAAGGUUAAAUUCCAUCUGCAAAAAGUGCAACAAGAUGACAGAAACAUACGGUUUGUGGAGAGAUGGGAUUCGGAGCAAGAAGUUAGGAUGAAAGAGGAUUUGGAGAGAAUUAACAUGCUAUUGGAAGUCGAAAGAAAAAAAUCCACUGGACUUUUGCAGCAGGUGAAAAUGCUUCAGGAGUCUCUUCUCUCCCAGGUGGACCAACAAAGACAAAUGGCCUCACUUGAGCAACAGGUCUUGCUGUCCACCAAGGACUUUGAAAGUGAGAAGGCCAAUCGUCAGUGUAUCCAUGAGGAGUUGCAUAAAGUGCUUAAGGAGUUACGCAAGGCACGUGAUGACAUCUCUCAUCUGGACCAUGCAAAAAAGGAAAAGAUCUGUUUCUCCAAGCCAAGUUCUCACAACAAGCAUCAGCAUGUCAUUGAUGACAUGAGGUCUUGCUCCAGAGUUACCGACCUGCUUGAUGAGAGUUUCCUGGAGUGCCCCAACUGUCAGUCGACAUACCCUGCGAGCCGCUACAGAGAGCUUCUAGCUCACAUCGAAUUGUGUGUUUCUUGAGCUGGCCGGUUGCCUGAACCCUUGACACUCCUUCAGAGGAAAUGUUUCUUCUGUUUCUAAAUCAUUGUUUUUUUAUUUUUUAUUUUUUCUUAUUUGGCAUUAACUGCAUUUGAAGGAAGCAGUAAAAUGUAUUUUAUCUGUCACAAGAUCAUGGUUAAACUUUGCAGCUGGUUUAUGGAGAACUUUAUCAUCUAGUAGUAUUUAUACCUUUUUUUAUUCUUGUGUGCCUAGAAAUGUUAUUUAUUUGUAGCUGUUCUUUUCAACUCAAACUUCAGACCUGAUCUCUGACAGAAGUCUUUCUACAAUUAUCAGAGCUUUUUAGACAGUACUUUUGGAUGGUGAAAUAAAAUCUUUAAAUUCUAAGUGCCAUAUUUGCUGUUAUUGAUGUGAUUGUUGUGAUCAUGAAAUCACGUGUUACCAGUUUUUUUGCCCCCCCCCCACCACCUUGACAUUUAAAGUCUGACUCUGUAAAUCUGGAAUGCGAUUGCUUGAGGUAAUUCCUUGUACUCAACUAUUUAAAGCAGCAGAUUAGUGAUGGACCUCUUGGUAGGGGAAUAGAGGUUAAUGUGUCUUUAUUCCUGCUGGCUCUGCAAUGUGACCAGCUAGACUUAUGUCAGUUAUACAUGCGGUGGAAUUUGUGGCUUUAUGAAUAUGGAAUUUAUUUUUCACUUCUUUGUUGUAAUGAAAUAUGCAAUAAAGGCAUUUUUCUUGUGUU